Molecule: messenger RNA, 1547 nt
Organism: Daldinia vernicosa
Lineage: Eukaryota; Fungi; Ascomycota; Sordariomycetes; Xylariales; Hypoxylaceae
Product: SOR/SNZ family-domain-containing protein
Exons: 2
Coding region: 139-1092 (317 amino acids)
Biological process (GO): pyridoxine biosynthetic process; amino acid metabolic process; pyridoxal 5'-phosphate biosynthetic process
Molecular function (GO): amine-lyase activity
Source: RefSeq, a predicted model, not a curated record
AAAUUUCCCGCCUUUGGAGACGGGUAUAGACGGCAAGCUACGCAUGUAUGAGUAAGUUAUUCUGAUGUACCAACCCCAGUCAAAAGUAUCGCCUCCUCGGAUACCAUACACGUCUCCGAAACAACUCAACCAGCAAUCAUGACGGGUAACGAUGCAAACAACGCUUCGGCGUCGGCCAAUGGCUCCUCGAUACCUUCCUCUUCCAAGUCUGACUUCAUCGUCAAGGCAGGGUUAGCCCAGAUGCUGAAAGGAGGCGUCAUCAUGGACGUAACAGACGCCGCUCAGGCCCGCAUUGCUGAAGAAGCUGGAGCCUGCGCCGUCAUGGCCCUCGAGCGUGUCCCGGCCGAUAUCCGAGCAGAGGGCGGCGUGGCGCGCAUGUCAGACCCUGGUAAGAUCAAGGAGAUCCAGGAAGCUGUGACUAUUCCUGUCAUGGCUAAGGCCCGUAUUGGUCAUUUUGUCGAGUGCCAGAUCCUCGAAGCCCUAGGCGUGGACUAUAUCGACGAGAGCGAGGUCCUUACUCCCGCCGACGAUACGUUCCACGUCGAGAAAAGCCCUUUCAAGGUACCCUUCGUCUGCGGUUGCAGGAACUUACCCGAGGCCUUGAGGCGCAUUGCUGAGGGCGCCGCCAUGAUUCGAACCAAGGGCGAGGCUGGUACAGGAGACGUUGUUGAAGCCGUCAAGCAUAUACGCACGGUUAACCGUGACAUUGCUCGGGCCAGAUCCGCGCUUCAGGAGGGUGGUGAUUUGGCCAUCAGGGCCUUAGCGAGGGAAUUUGAGUGUGACGCUGUGUUGCUCAAGCAGACCGCAGAACUCGGUCGCCUACCAGUAGUCAACUUCGCCGCUGGAGGUGUAGCAACCCCCGCCGACGCUGCAUUGAUGAUGCAGUUAGGCUGCGACGGAGUCUUCGUCGGCAGCGGUAUUUUCAAAUCCGGAGAUGCAGCUAAGAGAGCUAAGGCUAUCGUGAGAGCCACGACACACUUCCGAGACCCGAAAGUCCUAGCCGAAUGUAGUGAAGGCCUCGGCGAGGCAAUGGUUGGUAUUAGCGUCAACAGCAUGAGGCCCGAGCAGAAGAUGGCCGGAAGGGGAUGGUGAUUGGGGAUAUAAUAUAAUGUUACAUGGGUGGGACAUCUGAAUUUCAACAAUUUUACAUUCCAGUCAGCCGGGAGCACGGGGAAUCAACACCAAUGGCGUAGACUAAAAUAACACGAGGCGAUGUUUACGCAUUUCGUGAAAGCAUAGGUACCUCUUAAAUCUAGGUACUUAUUAACAUGAUCACCACUACCCAGAAAAGUCAGAUGGCCACAAAUUCAACAAGAAUAUCCCGUCAGUCCUGAGAUCCUCAUGCAGGUUGAUUGUUCCAAAUAGCGUCGCUCAGGGUCUUGUUAGGGGUGAAAUAUUUCUCCAAGCAUGGCUUUGCGCGGAUGAUCAGGUCUGCCUCCAUACGACCGAACACGAUGCUUCCGUGAUCGUUUAGAUGCGUCGUGUCCGUCUUGUCUGAACCAUAGUUGUAUUCGUAGGCGGCUUCCUUCCCGAUCGCGUUGACGUAC